AUGUCAUACCAAUACCACCUCAGUUCUCAGUUCAAGCACUUAUCCAACAUCACCUUAUUUAGCCCUAUGUUCUACCUCACUGGCUUUCCUGGGCUGGAAUCCAAGGAACACUGGAUUUUUAUCCCUUUUUUCUUAAUGUACCUGGUGGCCAUCUCAGGCAACUCUCUGAUCUUGAUAAUCAUUAAGAAAAACCCUCAUCUGCAUACACCCAUGUACUAUCUUCUGUCCUUGCUGGCCCUCACAGAUCUGGGACUGUCAGUGUCCACCUUACCCACCACUGUGGGGAUCUUCUGGUUCAACUAUCAUGGAAUCUACUUUGAAGCCUGUCAAAUCCAGAUGUUCUGCAUCCACUCAUUUUCCUUUAUGGAGUCUUCAGUACUCCUUGUCAUGUCCUUUGACCGCUUUGUAGCCAUCUGUCAUCCUUUAAGAUACUCAGUCAUAAUCACUGGCCAGAGAGUGAUUAAAAUAGGCCUGGUAAUCAUCCUCAGGGGCCCCGUGGCUCUUAUCCCCAUUGUCCUCCUCCUGAAGGUUUUUCCCUACUGUGGAUCUAGAGUUCUAUCCCACUCAUAUUGCCUACACCAAGAAGUGAUACACCUGGCCUGUACAGACACUACCUUCAACAACCUAUAUGGGUUGACACUGGUGGUAUUCACUGUAAUGCUAGACCUAGUGCUGGUUGCACUCUCCUACGGCCUCAUCCUGAACACAGUGGCAGGAUUGGCCUCGCGAGAAGAGCGUCUUCGAGCUUUCCAAACAUGCACCUCACAUCUCUGUGCUGUGCUGAUGUUUUUUGUACCCAUGAUGGGGCUGUCCCUCGUGCAUCGCUUUGGGAAGCAUGCUCCCCCUGCGGUCCAUCUCCUUAUGGCCAAUGUCUACCUCUUUGUGCCUCCCAUGCUUAACCCAAUCAUAUACAGUAUUAAAACCAAGGAGAUCCGCCGUGCCAUCAUCAAGUACCUGGGCCUUUGA
Messenger RNA from Elephantulus edwardii (Cape elephant shrew), 966 nucleotides. RefSeq names its product olfactory receptor 51M1-like. Lineage: Eukaryota; Metazoa; Chordata; Mammalia; Macroscelidea; Macroscelididae. Bases 1 to 966 code for a protein of 321 amino acids. Gene Ontology annotation, cellular component: membrane. Gene Ontology annotation, molecular function: G protein-coupled receptor activity; olfactory receptor activity. Gene Ontology annotation, biological process: G protein-coupled receptor signaling pathway. The record is from RefSeq and is a predicted model, not a curated record. The transcript has a single exon.